Phialemonium atrogriseum is the source of this 2592-nucleotide messenger RNA. RefSeq lists its product as uncharacterized. Bases 1 to 2592 code for a protein of 863 amino acids. Gene Ontology annotation, biological process: proteolysis. The record is from RefSeq and is a predicted model, not a curated record. The transcript is spliced from 5 exons. Gene Ontology annotation, molecular function: serine-type endopeptidase activity. NCBI's taxonomy places the organism in Eukaryota, Fungi, Ascomycota, Sordariomycetes, Cephalothecales, Cephalothecaceae.
AUGUCUGGCUCAAGUCUAUUAUCCUUCGCCCUCGACGUCACGCCUAGGCUCCGCGACAGCGUCCGGGAUCUGACCAAAGAAGACGGCAUCAAGGGGUUUUGCAGCGCUCUGGGUGCAGAGCUGGAGCAAGUCGAGAGGUGGUUGGGGGAAGUUAAUAAAACGAGCGAGCCAUCUGUCAACCGACGUUUGCUCAAGCUCUUGGACCAACUGGAAAAGUCACUACAAGUGCCACGAUUCCAUCCUCCGCACAAAUCUCGAGCUCCCGAUGCAUUCAACCGAUGCUGGUAUCCGAAUCUCCACCGACUCUUCACAAACAAGCAGUGGGGCAAGAAGAAUAUCAAGGAUUUUGCAUCGAGUCCUAUUGCCAAACAAGAUCGCAUCAAGUUGCAUCGAUUCCUGAAGACUUUUGAUGGCCCUCAAACGCUGUCCCAGGGUCCGGAGCUGUCAGAACUGUUGCGGCCGAUCGAACAGCAAGAAAUCCAAGAUGAUUUCCAGGCAUACGUCAAGGAGUUGCACAGCGUUCUCUCUGCGAAUUGCUUGUGUCAAAGCCAGGACUAUCGAGGCCAGAUAAAAGCGAACCUUCGACUAAACGGGUACAUGAAGGAUCAAGACGAUUCUGAUGCAGUCUCCUUCAGCUUAUUCUUCUUGGACCAUCCUCAUCAGGAUACCGAAAGUCAGUGCCAGUGGCAAGACACACAGAUUCAUGUCUUCCGAACCAGAGGAGUUAAAUUCCAGAAUACCCAAGAUGUCGUCUCUUCAUGCCAAACUGGCAAGACGAUAUCAAUGAGUAAGUUCUGCGAAAUUAUAUCAAACCGCCAACAGUCACAACUACAACUAGUGGCAUCCAACGGUCAUCUGAUUUGGAGGGGUUCGGGCCCCUUAUUGCGACGCUUCUUCCUCCGCUUGUCCAGCGUGCCCCUUUCCAGGAUUCUGGACAACACAAGGCUGUCCAAGAAGAUGCGGCUUCUUUUGUCAUACCAACUUGCUAAAGCGGUCUGGCAAUUCUACGACUCGGAGUGGAUGAGGUCGGAAUGGAAUAAACACACGGUGCACUUCAUGUUCGAGAAACGUGGCAAGACGCCGAAAGGGAUUUUUGUCAAUGAGCCCUUUCUCUCAACCCACUUCAGUCCCUCUUUGAUCCAUAACGAAGACGACAAUGCCUUCAGAUCCCACCCGUUCCCCAAAAUCCUCGCUCUUGGCGUUAUGUUCAUUGAGAUAGAGCUCGGGGUCAAGAUUGAAGAUCACUACGUCCCUGACUGCUUCGACAGCAAUGGUCAGCUUACAAUCAAUGCUGACCACAUUGCUGCGACCGAGCUCUUCGAGAAGGAGGAUGUCUGGGAAGAGAAAGAGACUUUUGGGACUUUCAAGGAAGUGAUCGGGGUUUGCUUGAAACCGGACCCUUUUAAGCCACAUGGGGAUGACCCGCGGGUUCGGGACACGCUCUUAAAGCACGUGGUCAGCCCGCUCAGGGCAUUCUACAAGAACGCUUGGGAAUCGCCGGAUAUGUCAGAGGUUCGCGCCAUCGAGUUGGAUCAGGCCGGCCCGGUUCCAUCAGCUAUUGACCCCCCCCACACGUCACAGUUGCCGGCUACCCUCCCCUAUCAUCCGGCACAAGAUCAUGCCCUAACUCUGUCGUAUAGAACUGGCGCCUCGUCAGAUCGAUGGUUUGAGCAGCUGCAGAAAUUGAACAGCGUCAUCCGUCUCAAGCCAAAAGACAGGGAUCACGUCUACGAGCCCGUGAGGAUUGCCAUUCUUGAUACCGGAAUAUCCCAAGCAUAUUCCCGCUCCGUUGCUGAAUACAAGGAUUUCGUAAAUGAGGGAAACACGGCUUUCCAAGACGGGACUGGCCAUGGAACCAACGCCUUCUUGCUCCUCCAAAAGGUGUACAGCGAUGCCAAGAUUUAUGUCGGCCGUGUAUGGCAAACCAACCGGGCGAAUCAACACACGGCCAGCCUGAUGACGAAGGCGAUUCGUCACGCCACCCAGGAAUGGAAGGUCGACAUCAUCGCCAUGCCCUCGGGCUUCCAGGCAGAAGACGAAGCCAUGCUCCGUGCGAUAGAAGAGGCCAACAUGGCGCACACGCUCAUCUUCGCGGCGGCAUCCAAUAACGGGAACCUGACGAAGAUCGCCUUCCCCGCCCGCCUCUACGGGGCAGAGAAGGUCUUCUGCAUGUUCUCCACCAACGCCGACGCCCGGAGCUCGCCGCAGUUCAACCCGUCCCCGAUCGCGAACGCGCGACACAGCUUCGCCGUGCUCGGCGAGGGCAUCACGCUCGGCGCCGUCGGCCCGCUCUCGGGCACGUCGUACUCGUCCGUCGUCGGGGCAGCGCUGGCCGGGCGGAUCCUCGACUUCUCGCGGCAGCCCGACGUCCGGGCUCGGAUGCGCGGGGCGGGCCAUCUGAAGAGGGUGGAGGGCAUGGCUGCCGUGUUUGCGGGCAUGUCGACGAGCGAUAAUGGCUAUCUGUCUGUCGUGCCCUGGAGGAUCAUGCCGGGCGCGGUUGAUGAUGAGGAUAUGGCAGCGGGGAGGGGGCUACUACGCGAGCGUGUUUGUGACGCGAUCACUGCAGCGCUGGAAAAGAUGUAUGGUACUUGA